AACCUCCGAUAAGGCUAAGAGACCUUUUCGCUAAUUCAACACAUUCUGCUCCGCCUUGGUGUACUCAACUACAGCCAUCGGCGUCCUGAGCAUCUCUCCGCCGCAUUCGAUACCCCGCUACGAUGACAAUCUCCGAUGAUCCGAGCCAGCUCAAGCACGAAGACCUCGAGGAACUCCUCAAGAAUGAUACCAGCGUCAAGGUCGCCGGCGUGGACAUUGACGGCCAGCUGCGCGGCAAGCUGAUGUCCAAGAAGAAGUUCCUCUCCAUUGCGAAAUCUGGAUUCGGGUUCUGUUCGGUCAUCUUUGGCUGGGAUAUGCACGAUCAGACUUAUUUCAAAGAGUUGAAGAUUAGCAACAGUGAGAAUGGAUACAGAGAUAUCUUGGCCGAGGUGGACUUGAGCAGUUUCAGGAGGAUUCCGUGGGAGAAGGAUGUUGCAUUUUUCCUGUGCAGCUUCCGUGAGCCCGAGGGACAGAGCUUGAGCGCUUGUCCGCGGAGCCUGCUUGAGAGGGCGGUGCAGAAGAUCUCGGCGAAGGGUAUGGGCGCGCUUGCAGGAGCGGAGUAUGAGUUCUUCACAUUCCGAGCACCGGACGCUCGCCAUGCAUCGGCCGCCAAUGACGACCGCAACUCGAGCGCGACAUCGACUUUCCUCCAGAACAAUCCCGUCAACAGCCUUCCAAGCUUGGAAUCAGGCAUGUUCGGCUACUCCAUCACUCGACCUGUACACAACCAAGAAUGGUACUACGGAAUCUACGACGCAUGUCAAAAGUUCCGUUGCGAUAUUGAAGGAUGGCACACGGAGAGCGGACCGGGCGUAUACGAGGCUGCAUUGGAAUAUGGCGAGAUCAGACAAAUGGCCGAUCGAGCGGCAUUAUUCAAGUUGACGGUCAAGAACAUGAGCUCCAAGUACGGCAUUACACCAUGCUUCAUGGCUAAACCAAGAGAAGGUCUACCAGGUAACAGCGGACACAUGCAUGUCUCUCUCAAGGACAACGAAACUGGCAAGAAUCUGUUCGUUAGGGAGGAGGCAGAUCCAAAUCCACCUUAUCCGGACCUGGCAUACGUCUCGGACAUUGGUAGGCAAUUUCUUGCUGGGUUACUCGAUGGUCUACCAGAUGUCAUGCCGCUUGUGGCUCCUACAGUGAACAGCUACAAGCGGCUGGUGGAGAACUUCUGGGCGCCAGUCACAGUUUCGUGGGGACUAGAGCACCGUGCUGCUUCAAUUCGAUUGAUCGCACCGCCAACAUCCCCUGCGAAGGGAACGAGGUUUGAAGUUCGAGUGCCCGGAGCGGAUACCAAUGCUUACCUCGUGCUGUCUGCGAUUCUCGCGCUCGGCUACAGAGGCAUCGAGAAGAAGAUGGAGAUUCCGGUUCCACCGCUCGGCAAAGGACAGGACGUCGGAGGAGCUGCUGACAAGGGUCAAAGGCUGGCAAAGAGCCUGAAGGAGGCUACCGCGCGGUUUGCCCGAAAGGACAGCGUUGCGCGGGAAGUAUUUGGAGAUGACUUUGUUGAUCAUUUCGCCGGGACGAGGGAGCAUGAGGUCCGACUUUGGGAUGAGGCGGUGACUGAUUGGGAGGUGAAGAGAUAUAUUGAGACAGUCUAG
This is a messenger RNA of Zymoseptoria tritici IPO323, 1601 nucleotides long. RefSeq lists its product as uncharacterized. NCBI's taxonomy places the organism in Eukaryota, Fungi, Ascomycota, Dothideomycetes, Mycosphaerellales, Mycosphaerellaceae. The coding region runs from base 123 to 1601 and encodes 492 amino acids. The transcript is spliced from 3 exons. The record is from RefSeq and is a predicted model, not a curated record. Gene Ontology annotation, molecular function: glutamine synthetase activity.